CUCAUUCUCUUCCACGGCCGUCUUCUGGGCUGUUUAGGGUCAUGGAUGAAAAAGUGGAGGGUGAUGAUAAGGAAUUCGUUGAUUAUGGCAUCGCAGGCCAUAUUAGGAAAACCGUGUAUGGACCUGCAACGAGCCUUCCCCGACGCCUGAGGCGUUAUCGCGUGAUGAAUCGGUCUGAAUAUGCCGCGUACAACAAAAAAGUUAACAAAUCUGGGGGAUAUGAUGUUGAUGGUUGUUCUGGCUCGAUACCCGGAAGGAUUUUCCCGGUUUUACCCACAUCUUGUGACUGGGAACCAGCUGAAUUGGCUGCUCAAUUUGCUGCCCUGAAACAAGCCGAGGAUGGGAACUCGGACUUCCAUCUGUUGUUGCAUUCAUGUAAUGCUCCGAUUCGAGUUGGUACGAAGCCUCUUGAGCUCGACGUCUUGCCAAGAGCCAAUCUUGGUUGCAAACCAGUGUUUCAAGAGAUUCAGCGCUAAGACAACUUCGAUAGUCGGUUAGAAUGUUGCCGCCAGCACUGAAUUCUCGUUCAACUGCUACGGUUGAUACCGGAACGGAUAACACUUGUCUUGCUAGCAUGCCGAGACAUGGGAACAUGUGUUCGUUCCGCUUCCACCAUCCGAGCACGUCAAAAUCCACUUCGUCCUAAUCGUAAUCGCAUGGCACACCCUGGUACAUAGCAAGUUCGUUGUGCGAGCUUACUGUUGUA
Molecule: messenger RNA, 706 nt
Organism: Cuscuta campestris
Lineage: Eukaryota; Viridiplantae; Streptophyta; Magnoliopsida; Solanales; Convolvulaceae
Source: the annotation of a GenBank genome assembly